Ectocarpus sp. CCAP 1310/34 is the source of this 1467-nucleotide messenger RNA. Lineage: Eukaryota; Phaeophyceae; Ectocarpales; Ectocarpaceae. The record is from the annotation of a GenBank genome assembly.
GCCGUUUUAAAUGGACCGACUUUUUUGUCAAAAAUUUCGACAUUUGUCUUUCAAAAACUUGGAACCUGUGUUAUUUUAAACGUGUGACGUGGACUUCUGCAACUUGUGUAAAAAAAAAUGACGCCGUCCGUGAGUUGUAGCACUCACUUCGAGGCAACACACACGACACAACACAACCCGCGGAAAACACGACAUCAUGGACACCGACAUGGAUAUCACGACCACCCAGCGUGGCCGGCAGACCAAAACCCCGGCGAAAUUCCAGCAGACGGGCUCUCUCGGUGCCGCCGUAGGCGGUGGAGGCUUGCUCUCCAGCAAGAUAGUGCUGCUGCCUGGCAUCUCGGGGAACACUCAUGUUACCACGGGAGGCGCUGCCGCCACCAACACUCUCGAGGGUGGAGCAGGUCGCCGGCGAGGGGUGGCAACCACUGCUCCUACCCCCCCCGGGGAAAAGGAAAAAACAAAGCGGCGGACCGCGAAGCAACAACUGCAAGCCAUCAUGGCGGACCGCCGUUUUUCGGACGACACAGCAACAGCAGACAGCAUCGUCAACGUUGGCAACAGCGAAUCUGUAGGCGCGCCGCGCUUUCUACGGUCGGCCAUGACUGACACACAACCCUAGCUGACUUUCUACGGUGAGGGGCACUCGAUGUGCAGACGCAGCAGCCCUCGCGUGCCUCUGCAAGGGUACUUUGGAAAGUGCUCCAAAUACUUUGAGAGGGUUGUCAAAAAGUUGGAACGAAGUGGAGCAAAGUUUUCGCGCCCAACUUCGUUCCAAAUAUUUUUGAAAAAAAUGGACAAACGCCUACAUACAUGUUCCAUUUUUCUGACACUUUCAAAAGUUUUGACAAAAAGUCGGUCCGUUUAAAACGGCCCUAAGAUGAGGGUCACGAAUAGUGCUCUAAGUUGGCGUGCCACUUGGAAAGAUGCUGCUUCUUCCAUGCAAGUGGUGUAUUCCUCGUCACCAGUCACUAAUCCUCUCGCUCUCGCCGCGUCAUGGAAGGUCGCAUGUUGAAAUGGAGUGGAGUCAGGUUGAGGCACCAGAACCAGGUCGUUGAAAAAUCUUCCCGGAAUUGUGUGCAACAGUAGACGCAGGAAAUCUACUGACCAUUUGAAAUCCUAGCAAUCUUCAUGUAGCUUCGGCAGCAGAAAUGUAUCGAGUUUUACGGUAUUGCUCUAUCUCGCUGGUAAUACCUUGGAUUCUAGCUUUGGCAUAAUCGGUGACUUUGUGUACGUAUUUGAACAGACAGGGAACGAACCACUCGUUUCCGAUCUUUACAUCUUGCCAUUUACCGUCUAUUCUUACGCGUAUGGUAGGGCUGUCUCCGUUGUCGGUUCGCUUAUACUCCGCAAGCCCUGUCCGGUCGUUGAUUGUUGCCGUGCUUCUGAAAGGCUGCGGAUAGUGUUUAUUGCAGUGUCUUGUCUGUUGGUGUCGCGGUUGGUCUCCAUGCAGGGAGAGUUGACGUU